Molecule: messenger RNA, 1717 nt
Organism: Prorocentrum cordatum
Lineage: Eukaryota; Dinophyceae; Prorocentrales; Prorocentraceae
Source: the annotation of a GenBank genome assembly
AGCCAUUUUGGCUCAAGGCUCAAACCUCCUGUGGCACAAGACCACCGAAUCGAGCCUGCCCUGGCGCCCUUGUUAGGCAUGGCCGCGGAGGGGCUGUUAGAGCUGGAGGUUUCCAUGCUGCAGGGCACCACUGUGCCGGUGACGAUCCCACGCGAAGAGUACGCCAAGGUGCUGAAGGCGCAGCUGGCCCCGAAGCUUGUGGGCGGCCCAGCAGCUGCGCAGCUCCGCCUGUUCCUUGGGGGGCAGGAGCUGACUGACGAUCAGUGCCUGGGGGAGCAGCUCGACAGCGGUGCGAACCUCGCCGUGGUUGUGGGCCCACCGGUUCCGGAGUGGGCUGAGGAGUUGGGCUUUACUUCAGAUCAUCCUCACUGGCUACGGGAGCACUUUGCCCGUUACGGCUUGGAGGGGCCAGAGUGGCUCACCGAUGAUGCAGCGAUUUGGAAGAGACUGGCCGAUGAGUACGCUGCGAAGGAUGAGCAGAUGGCAGGGUUCAAAGGUUGGGGGCACAGGCUGCAUUUGGCAACACCAGCUCUGGAUAGACGGCUGGGCCAGGUCCAUGCAAAGCCUGGCGAGAAAGUCCAGCUGUCAUUUUCCGGCCGCAUCUGGAAUAACAAUAACGACAGCUGCAUCCACCAGUGUGGCCUUGCCAUGGGCCCUCUUUCUGAGGGCGCGGACCCGUUCCUGGGCGAGAUCUACAAUGGCGUGCCGCGAGGGGCUCGGGAGGUGCGGGCAGUGGUGUCAGUCGACGCUCCACAGGAACCGGGCGCCUACAUGCUGUAUCGUUUCGGAGACCUCCAGUAUAGCUUCCGCAAUGCCAAGAGAAACUUCUGCAACCGCAGGACAACGAUGGUGAGCGAUGACUAUCCUGGUUCCUUCGUGGGUUGGCUCGUGGUCGCCUGAGCCCCCGGUCUCGCCGCAGCAGCCAGAGUUUUUAAGAGGACCCUCCCCGCUGAGCAGAUCGAGCCGCCUCGGUUGGUCAGAGGGAACGGCCCCCCCCCUUGAAGUUUCUGGCUUGCGAUCGCGACGUGGGAACAAACCAGUGGAGACGGCUCAUGCAUUCACGCAACAGAGGUUCAGAUUCUGAACCGCCCUUUCUCGAUUACGGCGCACGUGUGUGAUAUUGCCAUGCCACGCAGCGCCAGAAUGUAAGCGGGUCGGUUUUGCCAUGUGCCGUCACAGACUACGUUGUGCCCCAACGUUCGGCAUUUAAGGCUCCUCCUUCUUACGACUGAUCCGCUGCUCAUUGUUUUGGUAACUUGAGACUGGUCCUCGUUGACAUUCUGCGACUUGGCGACGCUAUUGAUCAAAGACGCUGGCCUUGCAACCAUAGUGCCACAUGGGGGAGAUGCAUCACGGCUUGGGAGCUCUGGCUCGGGGUGUCGUGCCGCUGGCUCCGGCCGACCACGCCUCGGCGUUACGCGCUAUCCGCGGCUCAGCCCCCGAGCGCCAAUGUUCAGCAUCGCUUCCCGAGCCUCCCGCCCCGCGGGCGGGUCGCCGGGGCCGCCGCUGCGACGCGCCGCGUCGAAGGGUGCACGACCGCCUGCCCGUUGGGCGCGCGACGGGGCGAGCGGUGGGGCGCCAGGGGGGUUCCCUCCUCCUCCUCCUCCUCCUCCUCCACCUCCGCUCUCUGGGCGUCCAGAAGCUUCCGUGAGCUGCUUGCUGUCGCAGGCGAAUCUCUCGCCCCCGAGCCCUCACUCUUCCACGAAAAGUCAGGCCG